Molecule: messenger RNA, 1116 nt
Organism: Melanaphis sacchari
Lineage: Eukaryota; Metazoa; Arthropoda; Insecta; Hemiptera; Aphididae
Exons: 3
Coding region: 1-1116 (371 amino acids)
Source: RefSeq, a predicted model, not a curated record
AUGGUUUUAUUAAUUCAUAUCUACAAGAAGUUCACUGGAAUCCUUCAAAAUAAUGAAGCGUUACGAAAAAUGAUUAGGAGAAAACGAAAUGAAGUAAAUUCAGCUCCAGCGGCACCAAUAGAUUUAAAAACUCUACAGUUACCCGAAAUAUACAAAACUUACUCGCCAAAUGAUGGAAUAAGUGAACAAUUCUUAUUAGCAGAUAGUGGGCAGCAAACAGAUAGGGUCUUAAUAUUUGGCCGACUUAGUGGACUAAAAAUAUUAAAAAAUUCCCGAACCUGGUACUGUGACGGCACUUUUAGAAUUGCUCCAUUAUUAUUUUCCCAGGUUUAUGUUAUUUUGGCGGAAGCAUUAGGAGGUGUACACCCGAUAAUAUAUGCACUACUUCCAAGCAAAAAAGCUAAUAUUUAUGAAAAACUAUUAAACAUGUUAAAAACGCUUGAACCAGAUUUGAAUCCAGACUCAAUCUCUUGCGAUUUUGAACUUGCUGCUUUUACAGCUAUAAAAUAUGCAUUCCCUAAUGUACAAAUAUUUGGGUGUUAUUUUCACUUAUGUCAAAACUUUCGGUCUAAAUUAGGUGAGCUACAUUUAAUAUCUCGUUAUAAAAAUGAACCAGAAUUUUGCAUACACGUAAAAAGUAUUAUCGCAUUAGCUUUCGUUCCUAUAUCAGAUCUUGAUGAUGCGCUAGACAUUUUAUCAGAAAGUUUACCCGAAGAACUUAUAGAUUUAUUAGAUUGGUUCGAAGACUUUUAUAUUGGUCGGAAAAAUCGUAGUCGUGAAGGUAGACGGCCUGCGCGAUUUUCUCCGGCAAUGUGGAAUUUAUACGAACGUGUAUUAACAAAUAAAAACCGUACAAAUAACCAUGCUGAAGCGGCGAAUAGAAGAUUAAAUCAGUUAAUGGCAAACAAACCUACAAUUUGGGCUUUCAUAAAUACAUUACGUAAAAUACAAGCAGGAACGGAUACACAGUAUGAGCAUUUGGUAACGGGUAAUAGUCCACGGAAAAAGUUAAAAAAAUUUAGAGACACAGACAAUCGUAUUUAUAAACUAGUUGAUAGAUACGAUAAAAAUGACAUUCAAACAUUUAUCAGGGGAAUAUCAAAUAAUAUAGCAUGA